Molecule: messenger RNA, 755 nt
Organism: Selaginella moellendorffii
Lineage: Eukaryota; Viridiplantae; Streptophyta; Lycopodiopsida; Selaginellales; Selaginellaceae
Product: E3 ubiquitin-protein ligase CBLL2-like
Exons: 3
Coding region: 18-755 (245 amino acids)
Biological process (GO): protein ubiquitination; regulation of cell adhesion
Molecular function (GO): ubiquitin protein ligase activity
Source: RefSeq, a predicted model, not a curated record
GGUUCUUGAGUGGAAGUAUGCUGAAGAUCAGGCUCAAGGCGCAGGAAUCGCCGCCGGCGCAACGCAAGGAGGAGAGGAGUAAGCAGGAGGAUGUGCCAGUACCUGGAUCCAUGGUGCCGCCGCAUUUGUCCGGCGAGCAGCUUCCCGAAGCCCGAGGGGCGGGAAUUGCCAGCAGCGUCGCCGAGAUCAAAAUCCUUGGCUACGCAGUGCAGCGCAGGAAUGGGGAUAAGGUCCACAUCUGCACGCGUUGUAAUUUUCCCAUCGCGAUCUACGGCCGGCUGCAUCCAUGCGAGCACAUUUUCUGCCUAACGUGUGCGAGGAAGGAUUCCAUCUGCUUCUUAUGUGAUGAGAAGGUUUCACGAGUAAGGAAGAUCGAAGCACUGGAUGGCGUCUUCAUCUGCGGUGCCCCUCGGUGCCUCAAAUCGUUCCUGGAAAAACAGGCUUUCGAGCAUCACGUCAAGGACCAACACAAGGAUCUAGUGCCGGGUACCAACAUGAAGCACGAAGAAAAGAUGAUCGCCGACGAGAAGAAACCACAAUCUAGCGAGAGACAAUCUCGACAGCAGCAGUUUCGCAACGCUCAACACCAGAAACAAAUGGAUCAGCUCAAGCAAAAAGCUCCAAAGUUUAGCUAUUCUCCCAGCCUCCCAGAUUACAGCACAAUACAACAAGACGGACAAAACUUCUACGCCCCCUAUCCUCAACUAGACGACCAGUUGCAAGCCAGAUGGAACCAACCUCCUGGCUUUGGUUAG